Scomber japonicus (chub mackerel) is the source of this 1744-nucleotide messenger RNA. It is a transcript of the gene ints12, whose product is annotated as integrator complex subunit 12. The record is from RefSeq and is a predicted model, not a curated record. Bases 120 to 1493 code for a protein of 457 amino acids. Lineage: Eukaryota; Metazoa; Chordata; Actinopteri; Scombriformes; Scombridae. The transcript is spliced from 7 exons. Gene Ontology annotation, cellular component: integrator complex. Gene Ontology annotation, biological process: snRNA 3'-end processing.
GGAAAGAGAAGUGGACGCGUCCCCGGCUAUUUGGACCUGUGUAGGAAGUGUUUUAUCGUCUGUUAACCAAAAUACUGGUGUAAAAAGGCUGGAUUUUGCCCGAAAAGUAAGUUCAAGCCAUGGCUGGACCUGUCAGUUUGGAGUUGGAUCCCAUCUUCCUUAAGGGACUGAGCUACCUGCACUCCAAGAGUAAAGAUUCAGCCGAGAAACUCAAAGCUCUGCUAGAUGAGUCCCUCUCAAGAGGAAGUGAUUCAUCUUAUCGCUCAUCACAAAAAGAUAUAGAGGUGUCCAAGGUCUCUGUGUCAAAACUCAGCUUAAGUAAACAGGAUUCCAAGUCCUCCUCCAGUUCCUCAUCCUCCAGCAGCAGUAGCAGUGUCAGCAGCAAAUCCAGCUCAGAGAAGAGCAGGAAAGAGGGGGAGAAGAGAUCAUCUGAGAAGGUCAGGGUUGACUUGGGUGAAGUGGACCCUCCGAAAAAACCACGUUUGGAGAAACAGGAGAAUCGUUCUUCUCCAAUUACUGUUCAGACAAGCAAAGACCUCCUGCCAAAUAUAAACGACUACGAUGAGACAAACGCUGAUGACUUUGCCAUGGAAAUGGGUCUGGCUUGUGUGGUUUGCAGACAAAUGACAGUGACCAUGGGAAACCAGUUAGUGGAGUGCCAGGAGUGCCAUAACCUGUACCACCAGGACUGUCACAAGCCUCAAGUGACAGACAAAGAAGUUAAUGACCCACGGCUUGUGUGGUACUGCGCCCGCUGCACCAGGCAAAUGAAACGAAUGGCCCAGAAACCUGCACAGAAGCCGUCCCCCGCCUCUGCAUCUUCAGCACCGGUUGUAAAAGAUACACUAGUGAAAAAGGCAGAGUUUAAAACCAAGACUGACACAGCCAGCACCUUCCAAGCCUUCAAAAGAACAGAAGUGAAGACAUCCACAACAUCAGCCAAUCCCGCCAGCAGCAACUCCUCUUCCUCAGGCAGUGGUCUUACAGGCUGGGCUGCAUUCGGCGCCAAGACAAAUCCUUCACUUCCUGCCAGCUCCAAACUGGGUUCCUCAGGACCAAGUGGGAGCAGCAAGAACUUGCCCACUUCCUCUGGCCAGAAACCUGUCGGACUGUCUGGGCUAGCAGGAACAAAGUCUGGACUUGGGGGUGUGAAGAUGCCUGGGGCCGGCAACGGAAACGGCUCUAGCCAGGUGCCUCUGAAACCUCCUCCACCCCUAACACUGGGUAAGCAGCCACUGAACCGUUCAUCGAGCGGCGAAAACCAAGGGAAAGGGUCUUCUUCAUCAGGCGCUGGUUCCCCAAGUGGCUCCCAGGCAAGCACAGGGGGAAACGGAGGGUCCGGCAAUAAUGGAGGAGGUAACGGGAACAAUGGAAAUGGGUCAAAGGCUCCACCAGGGGACAAAGCACCAACGUCCCAAGAGUCCCAGCUUAACGCCAUGAAACGAUUACAACUGGUGAAGAAGAAAGCAGCGCAGAAGAAACUAAAGAAAUGAGUAGAGUUAGAAAGAAACAAGGAGGAGUAGGAAGUGUGAAUGAGUAGAAAAUAAAAGCUUAAACAGUGUGGACUUAGUUCCAGAGCAUUAUGUUUGUAUUGCAAGUCUGUACAUUGAGUAACACCAUCCAUUCAAAUACUUGAAUCUUACUUUGUGUAAAUGCUGCUGGACUCUGUGUGCCCCCUUUAUGUCCUAACCAAUCUAACCAGUGAAAAAGUGAAGUCACUUUUUAUCAACAAAAGUCAUUAAAU